This is a messenger RNA of Callorhinchus milii (elephant shark), 1952 nucleotides long. RefSeq names its product antigen peptide transporter 1. The transcript is spliced from 10 exons. Gene Ontology annotation, molecular function: ATP hydrolysis activity; ATP binding; ABC-type oligopeptide transporter activity. The record is from RefSeq and is a predicted model, not a curated record. Gene Ontology annotation, cellular component: membrane. Bases 61 to 1761 code for a protein of 566 amino acids. Gene Ontology annotation, biological process: transmembrane transport. Lineage: Eukaryota; Metazoa; Chordata; Chondrichthyes; Chimaeriformes; Callorhinchidae.
GUGAGGGUGGGGGCCGGGGGGGUUUCGGACACUCAGUGACUCUGGUCUCCCACAGGAGAGAUGGCUGUCCCCUAUUACACCGGCCGCAUGACUGAUUGGCUGAACAACAGGGAGAAUCCCUCAGCUUUCACAGCCGCCAUCAUCACCAUGGCUCUGAUCUCCAUCGGAAGUGCGGUGACGGAGUUUCUAUGUGACGCUAUAUACAAUGUCACUAUGAGCCGGAUUCACACUCGUAUUCAGAGCAACGUUUUCCGCUCCGUUUUGCACCAGGACAUCGGGUUCUUUGACGCGGUUCAUACGGGAGACAUCACCUCUCGGAUCACCACAGACACUAACACGAUGAGCGAGGCCCUGUCAGACCGGCUCAGUUUGCUGCUCUGGUACCUGAUGCGGACUCUGUGUCUGUUUGGGUUUAUGCUCAGUCUGUCCGGGCGCCUCUCCCUGUUCACAGCCAUCGGCAUCCCCAUCAUCCUGCUCAUCCCUGACCUCGCAGGUGGCUUCUACCAGGCUCUCUCGGCUGAGGUACAGACCUCUCUGGCGGCUGCGAGCCAGGUUGCUAUGGAGACCUUCUCUGCGAUGCGGACGGUGAAGAGUUUGGCCGGAGAGGAGAGCGAGACCCGGCGAUACCGACACCGACUGCAGCUCAGCUUCCAACUCAACCAGAAGGAGGCAGCGGCGUACGCAGGGUUCAUGUGCCUGACCAACCUCUCCGGCCUGGCUCUCAAGGUGGCUGUGCUGUGCUAUGGGGGGCAGCUGGUGGCCUCGGGGGUUGUGACCAGUGGUGACCUCGUCUCCUUCAUCCUCUACGAGAUGCAGUUCACGUCGGCCGUUGAGGUGCUGAUCUCUGUUUACCCGAACGUACGAAAGGCUGUCGGAGCCUCUGAGAAGGUGUUUAAUUACAUGGAUCGGGAACCAGCGCUGCCCCCACCGGGGACUCUGGCUCCGAAAACCUUACGCGGUCACAUUGAGUUCAGGGACGUGACUUUCUGUUACCCACAGAGAGCAGACGCUCCGGUGCUGAAGAAAGUCUCGUUCGAGCUGCGUCCGGGGGAGAUCACGGCGCUGGUGGGAGCCUCGGGCAGCGGCAAGACCUCAUGUGUGUGUCUCCUCAAGAGGUUUUACCAGCCACAGUCCGGCCAGAUCCUGCUGGACGGGAGGCCCAUCGAGGAAUAUGAACAUCGCUAUUAUCACAAGGCGGUGGCUCUGGUCAGUCAGGAGCCCACGCUGUUCGCUCGCUCUGUGCAGAGGAACAUCGCCUAUGGCCUGCGGGAUGCCUCACUGGGAAAGGUCAUCAAUGCGGCCAAGUGCGCAAAUGCUUCCGGCUUCAUCUCCGAGCUCAAGGACGGCUACAAUACCGACGCCGGGGAGAAAGGAGCUCAGCUAUCGGGGGGACAGAAACAGCGAGUGGCCAUCGCCCGAGCCCUUGUCCUUGACCCUCGCGUCCUCAUCCUCGACGAUGCCACCAGCUCCCUGGAUGUGGAGAGUGAGCACAUGGUUCAGGGGGCAGUUUUCCAGCGAUCUGAGGAGCGAGCGCUGCUGGUCAUCGCUCACCGGAUGAGCACCGUGGAGAACGCGGACCAGAUCCUGGUGCUGGAGAACGGGAGCAUCGUGGAGCGAGGUCGGCACCAGGAGCUGCUCCUCCAGGAUGGCAUUUAUCGACGUCUCCGACAGAACCAGCUCCGGGGAUUCGGGAAAAACAGAGACACUGUGGCGGCAGGCACAGGCACAGGUACAGGCACUGGUACAGCUGAGGAGCCGUGACAUCGACAACAACAACAACAAGUUGCACUUAUAAAGUGCCCUCCACACAGGCCAGUGUCUCAGAGCACUUAACCUUCACUCUUCAACCAGCGACUCCAAGGAAUGAUGUGCUGCUGCUCGUCACAGGCUCCUGCUUCACUGUAGACAUUAGAUUGUAAAUAAAUGGGAUUAAUAAAGCGUUUUGUACUAAA